AUGGCAGGGGUUGCUCAUCUAAAACUGAAGCCGCGGAUUGAUGAUGGAGCAUGUGGACCAGUGUUCGAUCGUAUUUCUCGAUCUACCCACGAGGUAGCCGUGUGCAGUCGGAUUAUCAGCUCGUUCCGCCUUGAAGCAGUCUCAGAAUGCCAUAAUUUGACGUCGUCGAAUCCUCGAAUAUGUGUUCUUCGCAUGAAUGGCCAAGUGAAUAGUGGCCAAGGUAUGUCAUCAGGACUGCAUGGCGGUCCUCCCGAAGUGGGAUUGUCAAGUCCUGCUGGGAUUCGCAUCCAACGUCGUGCUCAUACGAUGGAACAGCCGCUGGGACCGCCACCGUCUGUUCCUGACGAGCCGCCCGCUUCCCAACAAAACACAUUAACUCGUCCAACAGGCACAUUAAGUACGCUGAAGCGAGAACGAGCGAAAGAACGUGAACGACUUCACAAAGAGCUGAAUAUUCUGGGUGACGUUGAACGAAACGAGGAGUCAAAAUCGAAGGAGAGCAACAACGAUUCAGCAUCGAACUCUACCUCGCCUAUACAUCCGCCAUUGAAGGAGAAAACCAGCUACGUUGAGGAACCUCAUUCUAACGCGACGACCUUGGAGCGAAAGGAACGAAAGAUGGAAAAGGAACAAGCGCUAGUGCGACGGAUCACUAAUGAUAUGCAAAUAGCGCAUUACGUUAGACAAAUGGAACUUGCCAGAAGUCAUAGAAAACGGCACAGAGGAGCUUUCUCCACUGGUGUUUUCCGCAUUCGCUCGCUGCGAUUUUUUGAAGCAGGUCUGCGUCGUGCGCUAUGGUAUCUUGGCAAAGCUAUCGCUAAUCAUAAGCUGCUUUUCGUGGUGCUACCUUUAAUCUUCGUCUCGGCGUCGCUUAUUGGUCCCUUAUUGCAUCGUCAUAAAAUGACCGUAUCGAUGCCGUUUACGAUGCUUGGCGCCGACGGAAAUGACGUUAUCUCGAACGGAUACAGUAUUCAGCGGAUGCAGCGUGAUUUCAAUUACAGUAAUCCCGCGUUUACGGCGUUGAACUUUAUGGAGUCGUCAACGUUCGGGGUGCUGCUGAAAACAACAAUGAACAGGGACUCAAUUUUACGGAAGGAUGCAGUCUUGGCUUAUUCGGCCUUGAAAAAACGACUGGACAGCUAUCCUGUCGGGAACAAGGAGUUUAUGGAGGUUUGUUCGGCUGAUUGUGAGUUGGAAAAGGAAAUGGUGGACAAGAUUAUUAAGAAAAGUCCUCAGAUUGCACUCACCUAUCCAGAAACGUUUGUGAGCAUGAGCAAAGACUCCACGAAUCUCAGUCGCGUCUAUUUGGGAUCAUCUAUUGGAGGAGUUGAAACCGACUCAGAUGGUGCAAUUUCUCGGGCACAAGCACUUCUGCUUUCCUUCAAACUGAAAGAAAGCAUUACGGACGAACAAAUUGCUGCGUGGGCGGAGAACUUGGAGGAACAGGUUCAUGUCACUUCGGCACCAAAUGUUUCCCUAUCGUAUUGGUCUCCUGUGUCAUUUUCAACGUGGGUGGUCCGUUCGCUUGCAAAAAGUUACCGUUGGCUGCUAGUUUCGGCAGCUGUGCUCGGUUUAUUCUGUUUCUUGGCGACGUUCGGCGCCAAUGCCUAUCAGUCGAAGCCUCUGGUUGGUAUUCAAAUUGCGUUCACGUUGAUGAUCUCUUGUGUUGGUGGACAAUUCGUACAAAUUGCUGGCUCCGGAGAUUUUAAUCCGCUCAUCUGGCCGGUGUUUUUCGUCAUUGCAGGAAUCGGUCUACUUUGGCUGUUCUGCUUCCAUCAAUCCUGGAGCCGCUACUCAUCAGCGGCAGUACAUCCUACAGAGAAACUCGCUUUCAUCCUAUCGCACGAUUUCCCUGGGAUUACUGUUGCUGCGAUUGUCAUCGUUGCUAGCACAAUGUUGGCCGCUGCCAUUUCUCCACAACGUCAUAUGGAAUCAACGUUUGUGACGAUAUCCGCUGCUGUCGCAAUACUUUUCUUUUUUCUCAUCAUGUUCGUCGCUGUAUUUAUCUAUGUAGGAGGUCGACGUGAAGCGAAAGGAGUAAAAUGGUAUCAGCUGUUUACCACCGGAGACACUCAUUUCACAGCACCAAAUCUGAGCGAUUUCGACUCCGCAUCUCUGUUUUCUCUCCACGACCGUCUACUGGAUACUCGGCCCAGUGUGGCGCGUGCUCUUGGGGAUCGGUUGAUUGCUCGAAACGCGCGCUAUCCAAUUGUUAUUUUCUGCACAAUAGUUUUGAUCUUUGCCAUAUGGGGAUGUGCUAAUGUAAAGGUUGACCUACGAGAGGAGCAUUUUCUGCCGCUCAGUGCCCCAUCUCGGUGCUUCCUUGAGGAUUAUCGGGAAAUGUUUGGGAAAACGACACAGUUUCUGGAGUUAACAAUCGACGAUCCAGUGGAAUACGAAGAAGAACUCGUCCGAGAUUCGAUCAUUGAACUGUUGGAUAGUGCAGUGAGGGCUGGCUAUGCUUCGCGAGCUGUCAGCUGGUUGGUGGAAUUUGCAAGAUUUGAGAAGAACACCAUCUAUGACAUCAACCCUGAUACAUUCGUUCCGGUCGUGAACCUCGUUUUCCUACAAACUGACCCAUACAAGAGAUUCGUUUCGGAUAUUUCUUUUGAUCGUCAUCAAACGCAAAUAGUUCGCUCCAGAAUGUAUCUUGAACUUACACAGAAAGGUGUUGAUGAGAGAGCGUCCUUGACGCAAUCUCUUGUGUCGAAGUCUCGCGAUCUCCACCUUCCGUUGUCGAUCCGAGCUCCUUUUACAAUGUCCUUGAGACAUGAUAUUACGGUGCUUUCCUCUGGGAUUUUUGUGUUUGGAAUGUUGCUGGUCUGCCUGGUGGUCUUCUCGCUGUUUCUUCUCGGUCAACCUGCCCUCACUUUCGUUUUGCUUUUCACAUCUGUGGCUGUUUUGACGGAGACAAUCGGCUAUGCGACACAUUGGGGUGUUCCGAUGAACGUGAUCACAAUGACAAUGGCACUAUCAGCCAACAUGCUCGCCUCUGUGAUCGUUAUAGCCUUCUGCUACAGUUAUUCAGUGUCAGGGAAACAACAAAUGCGAGCUGGCGUUCGGAUACAGUACACUUUCCAGGCUACUUUUCUUCCUGUUGUAUUUGCGUGUCUCGUGCCAGUGAUCACCUACUUACCAUUAUUUGCUGUCGAUGCUCCAAUAAUUGCACAUAUAUGGAAAAUUCUUUUUGUGAACUCAACGGCAACCCUAAUUCAUUACCUAUUCUUCAUGCCAAAUCUUUGUCUUCUAUUCUCCAUUCAUCUUCCUGCUUGUACGAUCGUAAAUUGUACCGAAUGCUGUUGCGAUAUAGAAGAUGACAGUUCAAUUUACUAUAUCCCGACUACAGCACGAGCAGUUCAUCCAGAAGGUAUAUACCAACACACAUCCUAUACGUACUCCGUACCGAAAUCUGUUGUGAACGGAGGACCACCUAACUACUUGGCUAUAGCGGGACCUCCAACAGAACCGUCGUACGCGGGAGACUAUGUUAGAGCUAACCUUGAAAGGGCAAGGACAAGACGAGCCAGAAGAAUAAGCGAGGGUUCCGCUCCGCAGUCUGAAUCGGCUACACCAAGAGCUCACCGAACAUCAAGAAAAAAAUCUAGAGAUGAUUCGAUUUAUGAGCCUCCUCCAAGUCCUCGAGCCUCAUCUCGUGAAGAUUCCCCACAACGAGUUCCGCAACCACAUGGACCAUACUUCCAAGAUCCUUCCAUCAAUAGGCAUCAACAACGUUGGAGACCAUUUGUACAUCCUCAACCGUACAUGUACUACCCGUCAUCGACUGGUUUCCGACGAUAG
Messenger RNA from Necator americanus (New World hookworm), 3798 nucleotides. RefSeq lists its product as uncharacterized. Bases 1 to 3798 code for a protein of 1265 amino acids. The record is from RefSeq and is a predicted model, not a curated record. Gene Ontology annotation, cellular component: cytoplasmic vesicle membrane; plasma membrane. NCBI's taxonomy places the organism in Eukaryota, Metazoa, Nematoda, Chromadorea, Rhabditida, Ancylostomatidae. The transcript is spliced from 30 exons. Gene Ontology annotation, biological process: endocytosis; molting cycle, collagen and cuticulin-based cuticle.